Molecule: messenger RNA, 1381 nt
Organism: Rhineura floridana
Lineage: Eukaryota; Metazoa; Chordata; Lepidosauria; Squamata; Rhineuridae
Gene: BNIP1
Product: BCL2 interacting protein 1
Exons: 7
Coding region: 283-969 (228 amino acids)
Biological process (GO): retrograde vesicle-mediated transport, Golgi to endoplasmic reticulum
Cellular component (GO): endoplasmic reticulum; SNARE complex
Molecular function (GO): SNAP receptor activity
Source: RefSeq, a predicted model, not a curated record
GCAUCAUGGGAGGUUAACCAGCCCUUGAGUGUGUUCAGAAACCAGUACAGCCCAGAAAACCAGCGGCAGCCCCGCACGGAGACAGCCAACGAGGGGGCAAGGGAGCUCUUUGAAAAAAAAUGGAGGAGCGGACAAGAAGCGAAAGCCCCUUGCUUCCCCUUCCGCCAACCACCUUACUUUUUUUCCUGAACUGCUGUUGGCACCUCCUCAGGAGGCGGGGCGGAGAGGCUGCGUUUCGAAAUUUGUUCUUGUUCCUUUGCGCUCGCCGUAGUACCUCCCAAGAUGGCUGCUGCCGGUGACGUGCCGGUGCGAGUUUGCAACCAGGAGAUUGUAAAAUUCGACUUAGAGAUUAAAGCAGCGGUGCAGGACAUCCGGGAUUGUAUGGGGCCUGUAAGUACACUUACAGAAUUGAAUGCUAAAGUAAAGGAAAAAUUUCAGCAUUUACGACUUAGAAUACAGGAGCUUGAGCAGAUGGCUAAGGAACAAGAUAAAGAAUCAGAAAAGCAAGCGUUGCUCCAAGAAGUAGAGAACCAUAAGAAGCAAAGGCUCAGCAAUCAGACAGCCUGGAGGAAGGCAAAUUUAGCUUGCAAAAUUGCUAUUGACAAUGCGGAGAAAGAUGAACUGCUUCGUGGUGGAGACCCGUUACGACAAAGAAAAACGACUAAGGAAAGCUUGGCAGAGGGAGCUAGUGACAUCACAGAGAGCCUGAUGGGUAUUAGCAGGAUGAUGUCUCAGCAGGUCCGGCAGAGUGAGGAGACUAUGCAGACUCUAGUUAGUUCCUCACGAACCAUUCUGGAUGCCAGUGAGGAAUUCAAAUCCAUGUCUGGGACCAUACAGCUGGGACGAAAGCUCAUUACCAAGUACAACCGCAGGGAGCUGACUGAUAAACUGCUCAUCUUUCUUGCCCUUGCCUUGUUUUUGGCCACCGUGCUUUACAUCCUGAAGAAGAGACUGUUUCCCUUUUUGUAAAAAAAAUUCAAGGAGAGGAAGCAUGACUGUGAAGAAGAAGGACCAGAGGAUUUAUUACAAAGACCUGACACUGUUCUAACAAACAGAACGUUCACCAGGGUUCAUAAAAGGAACAUAUUAGCAGUUUGUGAAGAUUUAAGCUUCUUUAGGUGAGCCAAACUAACUGCAGGUUAGGACAAGGAACAAUAAGAAUGGGAUGGACUGAGGAAAAAAGUGUGUAAUCUGUUGCUCUGAGAGUGGCAGCUGUUCAUUUUGAACUGGAUGGUGGGAGGCAUAUUCAGCCUAUCUUCUGUCUUUGGCCUGAAGCAUGUAUUCUACUUCCUUCUUCAGAGAUCAAUUCCUGAGAGGAGUGGGAAGGUAUUACAGAAAAUACUUUUAGAUACAUUCCUUUAAUAAAGUGCAUUUGAAUAGA